AGACGAACAAAUACGAUUCUGCUCCCUCUCGUCAUGCACGCGAAGAACGAUUUCUUAUCGAUAAGCUCGGGUGGUUCAGCCCUACGCGAGUCACAGCUCCAAAGUUCGUGAUCUUCAAUCCUCAGUGUCCAUAACGCCCAAACCAGUCUAACAAUCGCCAUGGCCGACGCGGACGAGGACGUAUCGCACCUGGGGACGCAGGAUGGAGCAGAGAAUGAUCCUACAGAAGAAACGCAGGACUUCCGCUUCCUUGACAAGCUAAUAGGCGGCCACGAUGUAGCGCACCUAACCCUACCCAAGCGCGGCGAGAAGGAUUUUGAGUCGCAUUCGACGAACCUGCAGCUUGACACACUCGAAGCCUCGCGGCGAGCCAUGCAUGGUGUCCUAUCGUGGCAGCGAACGCACACUCACAAGAACCAUAUUUUGGCUCAAUAUCACCCAGAUUCGAACACUGUCUGCGUAGAAAAAGUCAAGUCGCAGCAUUUCCAAACAAUUGGACGCUCAAAAGGCGGGAAAGAGUGGCUGCUGCCCGAAGAAGCGCUGUUCAUGAUCGAGAGAGGGAGCUUGGAUUGCAGGUGGCCUGUGAAGAAAGAGGAAGGAGACGAGCAAACUUACAAGACCGAAGACGGCGCGCCAAUGAGCCUGCAGGCGGCUUAUGCUGCGUUUAUUGGAUACGAAGAAGGCGUGGGCGGGAAGUUGACACUGGAAAUGUACAAUGUGUACGCCGGGUUAAAGAGAUCGGGUUACGUUGUCUUUCGCACAGGGACAUGGAACGACGAUCGUGCAGAUCUCGUGUUGCAAGAGUCGCAGGAGCAGUCGAGACCGAGUGUCUUCACACGCUUCUUCUCCGAGAUUUGGCGCCGGAUAAGCCAGCCCACCUACACCAUCGCACCUGCAAACCUUGCCUUCGGGCCACUCAUCAAACCGGGGUUAUACCGUAGCUACAGCGAUGUAUUCCGUCUUAUGCAGAUCAUCCCGACGCACGACCGCACAACGCCGCCAUCGUUCUCACUUCCUUCAGCUGCCGAUAACCCAUACCGCGUACAUUUCGAUGUCUACAGGACGACAUCGGGCUUCCGCAAGACUCAGCGAGGCACUCCCGACUUCCGCAUGUGCGUUAUCGAUGCCCGCGAAACGCCUAUCCCAACCGGCGCACAACUCAACGAUCUCUUCGCACAGCUGCCAGAAGACAGACCAAAGGCUGGCGCACAGUCCUUCCAAAGACUGAAACACGGGUGCAGGAACGUGGUCCUGGCUGUUGUUGACAAUGGAAUUCCCAGCUACAUUCGAGUCGCCGACGCCCCGUUCGACGAGGUCAAGAUUUACGAGCGAGCAGGUGCUUCCAGAGGCAAAGGUGGGAGAGGCGGCGGUAGGGGUCGGGGCAGAGGUCGAGGCAGGGGCAGGGGAAGGUGA
Messenger RNA from Boeremia exigua, 1413 nucleotides. Its product is annotated as tRNA-splicing endonuclease subunit sen54 N-term-domain-containing protein. The record is from RefSeq and is a predicted model, not a curated record. Bases 160 to 1413 code for a protein of 417 amino acids. Gene Ontology annotation, cellular component: tRNA-intron endonuclease complex. The transcript is spliced from 2 exons. Gene Ontology annotation, biological process: tRNA-type intron splice site recognition and cleavage. NCBI's taxonomy places the organism in Eukaryota, Fungi, Ascomycota, Dothideomycetes, Pleosporales, Didymellaceae.